Molecule: messenger RNA, 1191 nt
Organism: Miscanthus lutarioriparius
Lineage: Eukaryota; Viridiplantae; Streptophyta; Magnoliopsida; Poales; Poaceae
Source: the annotation of a GenBank genome assembly
AUGGCCUCUUCCCCGGCGGAAGCCGAGGCGGAGGCGGGGACACCGGCCCCGCCCGAGCAUGCGGCGGAGGAGGCGAAGGAGAAGGGCAAGCGGGGCGGGGUGCUGGGGAGGGUGUGGCGGGCGCUCUUCGGCGGCCGCGAGGACUUCGAGAAGCGGCUGCAGUACCUGUCCAAGGAGGAGGCCGCCGUGCACGCGUGGAUGCGCCGGCGGACGCAGUUCUCGCGCCGCGCCGUGCGGAACCUCAUCGUGCUCUCCGUCCUCUUCGAGGUGUUGGCUGUUGUUUAUGCCAUCAUGAUGACAAGAGAUGAGGAUCUAACUUGGCAAAUGAGGGCAAUGCGAGUGCUGCCUAUGUUCAUUCUUCCUGCUGUAUCCUCUGUCAUAUAUUCAGCAGUUGUUAACUUCACAAGGAUGCUUGAGCGGAAAGACCAGAAGACCCUUGAAAAAUUGAGGGCUGAGAGGAAAGCCAAGAUUGAUGAGCUUAAAGAGAGAACAAAUUAUUAUCGUACCCAACAGCUUAUUCAGAAAUAUGAUCUUGAUCCAGCCGCAAAGGCUGCAGCAGCUUCAGUUUUGGCAUCUAAGCUUGGGGAGGAGACUGGCUUAAAAUUUCAUGUUGGAGAAGAACCAAAGCUGGAUGCUGCAGUGGCUAGAAGCAAUGAUGUUAAGAUAGUACCGUCAGAUGGUUUGAGAAACAGGAAGCAACCCAAUGCAAGAGGAAGCAGGACUGGGAGCCCUGCUGCUCAUACCCCAGCACAGGGAACUGAAUCUAAUCUACCUGCUAGUGCUGGCCUGGAAACUGCACCAGUUCCAAUGGUGGUAGAGCAUCAUCAAGGCUCAGCGGCUAGUGAUGGUGGUGGAUGGAUUGGAAAGAUUGCUGCCUUACUUGUGGGGGAGGACCCAUCACAGUCUUAUGCUUUGAUAUGUGGCAACUGCCAUAUGCAUAACGGCUUGGCCCGAAAGGAAGAUUACCCACAUGUUACUUACUACUGCCCACAUUGUCAUGCAUUAAACACAUCAAAGCAGUCCAUGGGGCAAUACUCAGGCUCCAACUCAGGCCGGUCAACCCCUGUUGUCCUGGCUGAUGGAUUAUCCACUUCCAGUUCAGUACAAGAGACUGAAUUGAGUAACCUGACGACAUUGCAGGAGCUACCUGAGGAAGGAAAUGCAGAGAAGCAAGAAGUGGAGGCAAGUUGA